Molecule: messenger RNA, 2721 nt
Organism: Nerophis lumbriciformis (worm pipefish)
Lineage: Eukaryota; Metazoa; Chordata; Actinopteri; Syngnathiformes; Syngnathidae
Gene: dlat
Product: dihydrolipoamide S-acetyltransferase (E2 component of pyruvate dehydrogenase complex)
Biological process (GO): pyruvate decarboxylation to acetyl-CoA
Cellular component (GO): pyruvate dehydrogenase complex
Molecular function (GO): dihydrolipoyllysine-residue acetyltransferase activity
Source: RefSeq, a predicted model, not a curated record
UAGACGCAGCGUGCGCAAAGAGCCGGAAAGCGGUGUGUUUUGGACAGGAGGAGGUCAUCAGAAAGUGAGGCGUGCCUCCUGCAGUUUUGACAGAUUUUCUUGAUGCAGGUGUAAGAUAAUUACAUUAGUUUUAACUCUGCGUAGUGCUUCGACUGCUCCGAUAUGCUUCGUUUAAUCCUGCGGCUCAGGCCGUUCGCCGGGCUCCCACGUCCGUGUCCUCCGGCGCGGCCUGGUGCUUCUGCCAUCGGCUCCCGAUGCCUGUCUGGAACCGGUUGUGCGAGGCGGCUACACCGCGUCGCUGGGUCCAGGGCUGUAUGCUUCAGUCACGGGGGAGCUCUGAUGCGGUGUCCUCAGCUGGCUGGUAGCUGUCAGGGCAAACGUUUCUACAGCCUGCCGCCGCACCAAAAGGUGGAGCUGCCGGCACUAUCACCCACUAUGCAGACUGGAACUAUCGCUCGGUGGGAAAAGAAGGAGGGAGACAAAAUCGGCGAGGGUGACCUUAUUGCUGAGGUAGAGACUGACAAGGCCACAGUGGGUUUUGAGAUGCUGGAGGAGUGCUAUUUAGCCAAAAUCCUUGUCCCUGAAGGGACCAGAGAUGUGAACAUUGGAUCAGUAAUUUGCAUCACUGUUGAUAGCCCAGACCUCAUUCCAGCUUUUAAGGACAUUACAUUGGACUCCCUUUCUUCAGCUGUGGCAGCUGCUCCAUCAACCGCCUCCUCUCCUCCUCCUGCUCCUACAGCUGCAGCGGCCGCUUCUGCACCUCCCGCAGCCCCAGGCAGCUCCUACCCAACACACUUGAAGAUCACACUUCCUGCUCUCUCUCCCACCAUGACGAUGGGCACAGUGCAGCGCUGGGAAAAGAAGGUGGGAGAGAAGCUCAACGAGGGAGAUCUGCUGGCCGAGAUUGAGACGGACAAGGCAACAAUCGGCUUUGAGGUCCAGGAGGAGGGAUAUCUGGCUAAAAUCAUGGUGACAGAGGGCACACGCGAUGUUCCGUUAGGAAUGCCACUCUGCAUCAUUGUAGAGAAGGAGAGUGACAUUGCUGCCUUCAAGGACUAUGUGGAAACGGGCGUGGCAGAUGUCUCAACACCUCCACCUGCUCCAGCACCAGCAGCAGCACCUGUGGCUGCAGCACCUAUUCCUGUUUCCACACCUGCUGCAGCGCCGCCUGCAGCCAUGGGGCCCAGGAAAGGACGUGUGUUCGCCAGCCCACUGGCAAAGAAACUAGCGGCAGAGAAAGGCUUUGACUUGGCACAGAUCAGCGGUUCUGGCCCUGAUGGACGCAUUACCAGGAAAGACAUUGAGACUUUUGUCCCUCCAAAGACCGCACCAGCUGCUCCCACUCCAACUGUAGCUCCAGCUGCUCCUGCACCUGCUGCAGCCCCUGCCGCAGCAGCCGGGACCUUCACAGACAUACCUAUUAGCAAUAUCCGCAAGGUCAUCGCUCAGAGACUGAUGCAAUCCAAGCAAACUAUCCCUCACUAUUACCUGUCUGUAGAUGUCGCCAUGGACCAAGUGAUGGAGCUUAGAAAAGAACUCAAUGAGGAGGUGAAAGUCCGCAGUCUCAAGCUAAGUGUCAAUGACUUCAUCAUAAAAGCCAGCGCUCUGGCCUGCCUCAAGGUUCCAGAGUGUAACUCCUCCUGGAUGGACACUGUCAUCCGCCAGAACCAUGUGGUGGACGUAAGUGUGGCAGUGAGCACCGCCAAUGGCCUCAUCACGCCCAUCGUGUUUAACGCCCACACCAAAGGCCUGGUAGCUAUCAGCGUCGACGUGUCUUCCCUCGCCGCCAAAGCGCGGGACGGCAAACUACAGCCGCAUGAAUUUCAGGGAGGUACCUUCACCAUUUCAAACCUGGGGAUGUUUGGCGUCAAGAACUUCUCCGCCAUCAUCAACCCGCCUCAGUCCUGCAUCCUCGCUGUGGGUGGCUCUGAAAAACGCCUAAUGCCUGCCGACAAUGAGAGAGGCUUCGACGUUGCCAGCAUAAUGUCAGUGACGCUGAGCUGCGACCACCGGGUGGUAGACGGCGCCGUGGGCGCCCAAUGGCUCGCUGAAUUUCGCAAGUUCCUGGAGAAGCCCGUCACCAUGCUCUUGUGAGCGGACUGCAAACUGCAACCACAGAGGUGAUCUGAUUGGAUCCUCCUGAUCCACCAGCAGGUCACCCCCUCUGUUACCCUGAACACAAGGCAACAGAGGUGGAUGCAAGGGGGAGGGAGGGGCAGCCCUCCACUUUUCUGUCUUUUUCACUUUCUCUCUCCCACUCUCUAAUUCUAUUUAUUAAAACUCCAGAACAAGAAUUAUACCAGCAAACAGACUGGCCUCUAAAAAAGAUGUGGAAAUGUUACACAGAUCAGAUUUAAACGGUUGUGUGUGUCUAUGUUAUAUAAAGGCAAACAGGAAGUGAAGCUGGUUGUGUGUGACUUGCUUGCACACUACAGGAUGGAGGCAAGUGUUAAGAUAGACACACAUUGUAACACAUUGUGUCUCCAGCAUUGUGCUGUGAUUGACAAAUGGAGGAAUGAUAACACUCUCCUCAAAUCCAAUUUAUUAUAACUGUGCAGCCCCCGACCUUUAGAAAGUACUGAACAUGUUUGCCAAUCCUUUUCUGCUCCAUGUUCACUUUGUAGUCUCGCAGUCCGAUAACAACCUGUCCUUCACACAGCUCAAACGCACAAAGCUACCGCUGGAUGUUUCUUUUAAAUAAACUAAAGAAGAAGAAGUCAA